Messenger RNA from Pristis pectinata (smalltooth sawfish), 5051 nucleotides. RefSeq names its product synaptotagmin-like 4 (gene sytl4). The transcript has 18 exons. Gene Ontology annotation, molecular function: phospholipid binding; small GTPase binding; neurexin family protein binding. The record is from RefSeq and is a predicted model, not a curated record. Gene Ontology annotation, biological process: exocytosis; intracellular protein transport. Bases 440 to 2566 code for a protein of 708 amino acids. Lineage: Eukaryota; Metazoa; Chordata; Chondrichthyes; Rhinopristiformes; Pristidae. Gene Ontology annotation, cellular component: plasma membrane; exocytic vesicle.
AAGGCUUUGCUCAGCCUUCAACUGAAGAAGUUGUCAAAGAUUCGCUUCCGGAACCAGCGGAAGAAAGUCAGAAAUUCGAGCCGAAAGGAUUAGAUCUUCUUGUGAGAGGAGUUGUGCCCUGUACCUCAAAGAUCUAGUUUGGUGAAAUGUUUAAAAGACUGCAACCAAAUUGGCAAUUGUGAAUUGAGUUCACCAAGUGGAUGGACAACAAGAUGAUGUCACACUGGACAACAAUCAAUGGGCAUUCUCACAAGUCAGAGACCAAACACAGAGACUGGGUGGCCUCAUGAGUUAAAGACUUAAUGCAGAAAUCAGUCGGACUCAGAACCAUUGUGGUUAGUGAUUGAACGUUCUAAGAUUUCCUUCUGUUACAACAUUUCAUAAGGAGGAGAUUGUUGCAGUUGUUACAGUCUUUAACCCUUUGGGUGAUUGCAGCAUUAUGUCAAAACAGAUGGAGUUGAUCAACUUGUCGUUCCUGUCUGAUAAAGAGAAGGAAGUAAUCAUGAGAGUUCUCAUCCGUGAUGAGCAGUUGCGAACACUGGAAGAAAAGCGAAUAAGGAAGUUGAAGACUGAGCUGCUGGAAAUUCGGCGUAAGGGAGCCAAGCGUGGCAGUCUGGACUACAGUGAUAAGACUUGUGCACGCUGUCAGAACAGCCUUGGUCGCUUUGUCAAGAGCGGGCGUGUGUGCAAGCAGUGUAACCACUUGGUGUGUAAGGAAUGUGGUGCUGAAGAUGUAAACAGAAUAUGGAGAUGCAAUGUGUGCAUCAAAGAGUCAAAGCUGAAGAAACAGACUGGAGAUUGGUUUUUUGAAUACCGAGCAAGAAGGCACAGCAUUGAUUUUGGUAGUGAUAUAAUCAGAGCAUCACUAAAGAGGAAACAUGGGAUAAAUAAGCGAGAGACAGCAGGACAGGCAUUGCUACAAAAGGCACUGGCCGCUGAGGGAAAGGCAAAUACUGAGGCAAAGUCACAGCAGAAGAUUUCUGAAGAUGGAGGCAAGGUUUCUGGCAACCAAUCUGAAACCCGAGAGGCUUCUGAUCAGCCAAGUGAUACAGAGUCCAUUGGACGUGUGAGUGUCAGCAGCCAAAAGAACAGCCUUCAACAGCGCAACACACCCAACAAUUCCAGGCGGAGUUCCUUAACUGAAAGUAGUCCUGGUAAUAUAAAUGGCCUUCCCGCUUCCAGACCCAUUGUCACGAGCAGCAUGACCCUUCCAGCUACAUCAACUUCACUUGCCAUCAGCAAAACCAACAUUCGGUCUGACUCAGACAACGAAACUCACACAAAAAAAGACAGCAAAGUUUCAAUGGAUGAAGAUAGUUCAGAAAAUAUGUUUAAAAAGAAUGUAAAACCAAUUCUAAAGCCCACAGAUUAUAGUAAAUCAGUGAUGGAUCUUCGCGUAUCAGAUUCCGCAAACAAGGAGGAAUCCAUGGGAGACCGCAGUCGGUCGGUUCCAGGUCUCAAUGUAGAACAGGAUGAGGAGGAAGAGGACAUUGAUAAAUUGGUGAAAAUCCACCGUUUGACAAAUCCUCGCCACAGUCUCAAGAGUGGAAGUUCUGUGAGUACUAUAGGCAGCAUGGCCAGCAUCUACAGUGAAGCAGGUGAUUUUGGCAAUGUUACUGUCACUGGGGAGAUCAUCUUCUUCCUCCGCUAUGACCAAAAGAAACAAGCACUUAACAUUCAUGUGAAGGAAUGUCGCAACCUGGCUUAUGGGGAUGAGAACAAGAGGAGGUCAAACCCCUAUGUGAAGUCUUAUCUGUUACCAGAUAAAUCACGACAAAGUAAACGCAAGACUACAAUUAAACGUAACACAACCAACCCUAUCUACAAUGAAAUCAUACGGUAUGACAUCAGUGAAUCACAGUUAAUUAUGAGGACAUUGCAACUUUCUGUGUGGCACUAUGACCGCUUUGGGCGCAAUACUUUCCUGGGAGAGGUGGACCUGUCACUGGACACUUGGAAACUCAAUAGUGAGUCAGAGGAGUGCCUCCCUCUUCAUGGCAAGGCAAAUGAAGAAGCUGGGUACAUCCCCCCUUACAAAGGGGAGUUGGUAAUUUCAAUAAAAUACAUUCCAAGUACCAAAACUGCUCCUGCAGACAAGAGCAAGGGGAAGAAAGGCACAAGGUCAGUAGAGGGUGGAGAGCUGCAGGUGUGGAUUAAAGAGGCCAAGAACCUUGCACCAAUGAAAGUAGGAGGAACUUCAGACACUUUUGUCAAAGGGUACCUUCUACCGUUCAGGACCAAAACAUCCAAGCGGAAAACUCCCGUGGUGAAGAAGACGUUGAACCCUCACUACAACCACACCUUUAUGUACAAUGGCAUAAAAUUCGAGGAUCUGCAGCACGUUUGUCUGGAAUUGACUAUCUGGGACAGAGAGCCCCUGUCAUCCAAUGACUUUCUCGGAGGAGUCCGUCUUGGAGUUGGAAAUGGAAUGAGCAAUGGGCAGCAAGUCGAGUGGAUGGAUUCAGCCGGAGAGGAGAUCAACAUUUGGAGAAGGAUGACCCAGUAUCCUGGCUCCUGGGUUGAAGGAACCUUGCUACUUCGUCCAGAUAUGACAGGACAUAUAUAAUCAAUGGAUUUGGGACAAUCACCUCAUUAGUAUAUUGUGAAGGUGAUUACUGUAAUGCAAACACCAAACUGUUCAAAUGCUCUAGCACGUUAAUGUUUUAUUCCUAAAGCAACGAAUCCAUACAAGCUUUUCUACCAAAAUUCUCUCUCAGAAAUCAAAUCAAUUUGGUGAAGAACAGAUAUAACUAGCUCCAGGAAUUCAUAAAAACAAAAAUGGCAAUGUGGCAGAUGGAGGAGGUUUGACCAUUGUCACGAAAGAGGAAAUGGAGAAAAUUGGUGCAAGGGCAUGUUUAAAGAAACUCUUCAUUCUACUCUCUUCCUUUUUCUUCCACCGCCCCAGUGAACAAGAAAAGCAACAAAAGAUAAUUCAGUCAUUAAAAGGUUUCAGGCACUAUUCUUAAUUUCAUCUUUACGCAUGGAUCUUGUAUUUUGAUAAUAAGUUCUUUGCUAUUCAUAACACCAAAGAUGUAUUUUUCUGUUUUUGCUUCUUGCAGUGUGAACUUGUAGUCAGAAUAUUUAUUUUCAAGAUCAAAUGCUCACUCAUUUAUUAGAAAAUUGAACACUAUCACCAACCUAUUACUGGUAGAAUUUUAGCCUGUAGUAAAACACAGGCUGCAAAUUCCCUCAAUACCAUUCCUCUUUCCGGACUAGAAAGCUUUCCCUAAAUCCAUAACAUGCCCAUGUGGGUACUAAACUCAACAUUGCUGCUACAGGCAAACACCAGAAAAUAAGGCUCACUUUGUUUCUCUUAGGGCAGUCUGUAAGACGGAGAACAUAGAAGGAAGUCAAAUGAAGGCAGUUAUUUUAUUAUCUUGUGACUUCAGUCCUUGAGCUUCUUCCAUCUUUUCCAGGUGUUACCAUCACUGCUGUAUUUCCCUUUGCCCAAGAGCCAAGCCCACAUUCUAUUCCCAAACCUUGUAUAAGACAGGAUACAUAGGAAUGGUCUGGUGCAAUGGUUUAUUUUAUUUAGUAUUUUCCAUAAUUGCAGCCAUCAUCUCCCUUAUGCAUUUUCAUUGACAUUUUCUCAGGGCUAGGGAGAAAUGUGCAAGCAAGCAAGCAGAGCCAACAGCUUCCAUCACAUUCAAUAAAUGGUCAUGAGGGAGACCAUAGAGCUCAGGCAAUCUGCCAACACAUUCGAGAAGAUGCUGCCAGUCUCCAGCAAUGGCCUGUACUCACCAUCCUGGCUUGGAUAGAGCCCCGACCCCAGCACUGAAUGGUCUCCUCACUUGCCGAACUCUCACCCACAGAGGCAGCCUCUCCACAUCAAGAUGUGGGACAAUUCAUUGCUGGGGGAGUGUCAGUGGAGGGCCCACAGCCCGAGCAGAUGCAAUUUUUUUUUAACAGUAUCUGUUGAGUGUACAGCCUGAAGGAGCAAGAGUGCUAUAAUGAAUCAGUGGUCUACAGCACUGCGCUAAAUGUGGUGCUCGCUCUUGGCAUAGUUCAGUCAGAAGAAUGUGAUCUGUAUCAGCCUUUGUUAAUUUGACUAUUGCUAGACUAACACUGAAUCAGAAUCAGAUUUAUUAUCACCGACUUACUUAUGACGUGAAAUUUGUUGUUUUGCAGCAGCAGUACAGUGCAAAGACAAAAUUUCUAGAAAUUGUACUUUAAUUACUUUUGUAAUUUAUAGUGAUUGUGUCUUUGCACUGUACUGAUGCCGCAAAACAAACUUCACGUCAUAUGUCAGAUAUAAUAAAUCUGAUUCUGUGUUAGUCUAUCAAUAGUUGAUUAGCAAAGGCUGAUACAGAUCACAUUCUUCUGACUGAACAUGCCAAGAGCUCCAAGCUGGAGAAUUUAAAUAUGCAUCAAGAAUUUCAAAAACCAUUGGGUAGAAAUUAAUCUUUGACCACUUUUACUAAAGUUCACAUUAUAGUACUGUAUGCACGUUGAAUUCCAUUUCUAAUUUAAGAAAUGUAUAUCAUUAAGGCUAAGACUAGCCAACUCCAUUUUGGAUCUCUAGUCACAUUGACCCUCAAAUACAUUUGAAUAUAUUUUUCAAAAUUCUGAAAAUAAUUGCAAGUUUUGAAAAGUGGUAAAAUCAGAAACGAAGGACCAGAUUAACAAUCCUUUGGUGAGGAAGGGAUGCUGGAAUUGUUCAUACAAGCUUUCUUUCCAAAAAGACGUGCAAAACAUUCAAAUGAUUUGUAUUCUUUGGACAAAUUAAACCUGCUAAAUUAGUCAUUUUUUCAAAAUAUGCAGAGUAUGAAUGAAAGGCACUGUUUACAAAAUGGAAGUAUGUAAAAACCUCAAACCUAUGACAAUGGGACUUUUUUUUCCCCAUGUACUUAACUCAGAUAAAAUAUAUUGAUUUAAUAAAUAUUUACAUUACCUGUGAUUAACUUCAGUUUUUUAUUAAUCAGUUCUGUUCUUUGACCUGAAAUGGUAAUUGUUUCUCUUCCUACAGAAGAAGCCUGACCUACUGAGUAUUUCCAGCACUUUGUUUUUAUAUUACAUAUAAUAUAAAGGGUUAUAUUCCAUUCAUAUUUGUA